UCUUCAGUCUUCACCGCCACACAAUAUCCCCACCUCUCUCUCUCUCUCUCCUUCUUUAUUAUUAUUAUUAUUAUUAUUAUUAUUUAUUAUUAUUAAUAUUAUAUAUAAACCUAUCCUAACCUUUCUCUUCAUCUGUUUCCAACUCCUCAGCCACCUCCUCCUCUUUUCUCUUCUCUCUCUUUCUCUCUCUCUCUUUCUUUCUCAUACAUACGACACGAACACUCGCACUCACAACAGACUUUCUCUUACAUGACUGUUGUCAGCGAACGCCAAGGGACGAGAUGAUGAUGGUCAACGACGAGUGGGUGAGGGCGGCGAUGACGGACGACAUGGUCGUCGUCGAGCUUCUGUUACGGCUGAAGCAGUCCGUUUCAACCAAAUCUCAGGCCUUGCCGUUCACCUGGGGGCUCAAGCAGCCACGCUCGAGAUCAAGGCUAACUGCUUCCGUCUCUCGUUGCGACGGCGCCGUUUCGACCAGAUGCAGCCCAACCACGCCUCUCUCUUGGAGUGGAGGCGCCUCUCCAUCCGCCACCGCCGAUGGUUGCGAAGACUCCAGCCGGCACAACCACGCCGCCAGAUCCAAGGGUACUGCUACAAGUGGAUACACUGGCAACUCUGCCUCUACCAAGAGAUGCAGAAAAAAGAAGACCUUUGCUGAAUUAAAGGAAGAGGAGAACUCCCUGCUAAAGGAAAGGAUAUAUUUAAAAAAGGAGAUAGCUAAUAUAAAUGCAAAUUUUGAGGCACAGAGAGCUAAAAAUGAGAGUUUGAAGAGGAUGAAGCUUGAUUGCGGAUCAAAGUCUCAUAAUAAUCCAAGCUCAACGUCUGUUGAGCAGCAGUGUGCUCUUGCUGGUCAACCCCACCAGAGAAUAGGACCACCUUUGGAUGCCCUCACACGUGCCACUCAAGGUGAUACUCAUUCAGAAGCAUCAGAAUCUAGGCCAAAUGGGAUCGAGUCAACCGGGGAAAGUUUUUUCUUGAUACCAGAUCUAAAUAUGAUACCGUCUGAUGAUGGUUCUUACACUGACGCUCUGUGUGGAAUGAGUUAAGACCCACUUGUUUUCACCGUCCAGAACGCAGGACUCUUGGUUGUGGAACAAUGUACAGGCUGAGAGAGCAUUUUGAAGGCUCUGUCCAAUAUAAACCAUUGGACAAUGUCAUACAUGAAAAACGUUUCUUGAUGCAACUACCAAUUCUUAUGAAGGGUAAGAGCUGGUAGUCACAAAUGGGAAAAGUUUCUUAGCCAUUAGGCUGUCGAGUAGUAGUAAUGUACUGAUGUCGCUGGUUCCUCCGAUUCUAAAAUUGCUAAAGGGGGUAAAGCCUCGGUAUUUUCGAUUUCGGAAUUCUUUAAUCAUGUAAGAUGUACAAUUCUUUUGUAGGUUAAAGCUCUUGGAUUCCUUUAGAUGGUACUUAAAUUAAUCUACAGUUUUAUUCAUGCAUUCCAUAGGUUGCGCCUUCACUUCAUUUAUCCAUAAGUUAAUGCGCUACCCCUUCGAUAUAUAGGAUGUUUUUUGGUUUGAGAAUGUCUUAUCUGAAAUUCAUGCCUCUACGGGAAGCAGGGGGAACAUAAAGAAGGUGUCAGUACACCGUAUAUGGUUCUUUGUAGGAUUUCUCGCCAGUGCCAUGGUGGAUGUGGUUUGCCAGAUUCACCGUUCUUGGUGGUGUAUACAAGUAUACAACAUUCUCGCACCAAGAUCCUUAUACUAGAUGGACACACAUUCGCUGGAGAGCUGAACCAUUUACUUUGUUGGUAGUAUUAUUCUAUAUGAUAAAUGACUCACCCUCCGUGUCAAAACAAUUAUAAAAUUCCAUUACAGUGAGAUAGGGCAUAUAACCGGAUGAACAUGGUAUUAGUGGUCACCCUCAGUACGAGGGACUGCCGACUCUGUUUAGGAAGGGGAUUUGGUCUUCUACAUAUUCAUCUUUCAUUUUCUACAGAAUCAUCUGUAAACUUUAAAGAGAAUCCUGGGUUAAGAGUCGAAACUAGUUCUCCAUGUCG
Molecule: messenger RNA, 1996 nt
Organism: Gastrolobium bilobum
Lineage: Eukaryota; Viridiplantae; Streptophyta; Magnoliopsida; Fabales; Fabaceae
Exons: 5
Coding region: 282-1046 (254 amino acids)
Source: RefSeq, a predicted model, not a curated record